UGAAUCCCUCAAAAAUAUUUUAAAAAGUAUUCAACUUUUUCUUUGACCCAACUCUCUCUCUUCCCUCUUUUCAUGGUAGACCCAACUCUCUCUCCUCUCUCUCUUCUCUCUCUCUCUUAGCACUCUCUCAUCCCUCUUCUCUCUCUCUAUCUAGCUAUCCCCAUUUCCAUGGAAGCAUAGAGAUGUGUUCAUCUCUCUCUAUCUCUCUCAACAGCGUUACAUGAAAAGUGACUGUUCUCUCUCCCUCCUUUUUUCUUCUCCCCUUGCUUAAUUCUUCUGGAAAAAGGGUAUCUCGUGAUCCUUAUCGCUCAAAAUUCUUAACUUUCAGAUCAGGUCACUCUUUGAUGGCAAGAUUGAUUACUAGAGUCAAGAAAAGCUGCUUAAAUCUCAGGGAAGAGAGAAGAGGUUUCUAAGAAUCAAGUUUGUUCUCUGAUUUACUUUUUGAUCUCCAUGGCCUCCAAAACUCCAGAAAGAUCACUUACCAGUUCCAGUCAAAGUAUGUCAGUCAACACUUUAGCAGAUCAAGUAUCUUCGAGCUUGUCUUUCGCCGAUCCAAGUAGUGACAGCAAGACCAGUAAUAACAAGAUCAGCGAGCAAGGUGAGAGCGGGAAGAGUAGCACGUGUAGACCGAGCACGAGCAGCGAUAUAAGCGAUGAGAGCACCUGUAGCAGCUUUAGCAGCAGCAUCAACAAACCCCACAAGGCCAACGAUGUGAGAUGGGAAGCUAUUCAAGCUGUUAGAACGAAACAUGGCGGUUUGGGUUUGAACCAUUUUAGGCUCUUGAAGAGGUUAGGAUGUGGGGAUAUCGGGACCGUUCAUCUCGCUGAGUUGAAUGGGACAAGGUGUUAUUUUGCGAUGAAGGUUAUGGACAAAACCGCUUUGGCUAGCCGGAAAAAGCUUCUCCGUGCUCAAACUGAGAGAGAGAUACUGCAGUGUCUUGAUCACCCGUUCCUCCCGACAUUGUAUAGUCAUUUUGAAACCGAGAAGUUCUCUUGUUUGGUUAUGGAGUUUUGUCCUGGAGGUGAUUUGCAUACACUGAGACAGAGACAACCAGGGAAACGCUUCACCGAGCAAGCAGCCAAGUUUUAUGUAGCAGAGGUACUUCUUGCAAUGGAGUAUCUACACAUGCUCGGGAUCAUUUACCGUGAUCUGAAACCCGAGAACGUUCUUGUGAGAGACGAUGGGCACGUGAUGCUUUCGGAUUUCGAUCUCUCCCUUAGGUGUACCGUUAGCCUCUCGAUAGUCAGAUCAACCAAUCUCGGAUCCGAAGGCUUGUCCAAGAAUUCGGUUUCUUGCUCGCAACAGCCAUCUUGCAUCCAGCAACCAUCUUGUAUCUCAAUGGCUCCAACGUCUUGCUUCGGUCCUCGGUUCUUCUCAUCUAAAUCUAAGAAGGACAAGAAACCGAAAACCGAUAACGGUAACCACCAAGUGACUCCGUUACCGGAGCUCGUUGCAGAGCCAACAAGCGCCCGUUCGAUGUCAUUUGUGGGCACACACGAGUACUUAGCUCCAGAGAUCAUCAAAGGUGAAGGGCAUGGAAGUGCUGUUGAUUGGUGGACUUUUGGGAUCUUUCUUUAUGAGUUGUUGUUCGGUAAAACACCGUUUAAAGGGUCCGGGAAUCGAGCUACGCUCUUUAACGUUGUUGGUCAGCCUUUGAGGUUUCCGGAGUCUCCGGUUGUUAGCUUUGCAGCUAGGGAUUUGAUAAGGAGCUUGCUUGUGAAGGAGCCACAACAUAGAUUAGCUUAUAAGCGUGGAGCAACGGAGAUAAAGCAACAUCCUUUCUUUGAAGGAGUGAAUUGGGCUCUGGUCCGGUGUGCCAGUCCACCGGAGAUUCCUAAACCGGUUGAUCUUGGACCGGUGAAUCAUACUCCUGCUGUACCGGCUGCUGCAUCUACAAGCGUGAGGUCUGACCAGAGCAAUUAUCUCGAGUUUGAUUUCUUCUGAAGGUUUUUUUUUUGCAAGAAGCUGUUUAUCCAAAUUUGAUGAUUCUCUUAUUGUUUCUUGGCAAAUUCUUCAGAAACUGUCUAGUGUUUUCGAGAAAUGUGUUCUCUCUUCUUCUCUUUUUGUUGUCCUUUCUCUUUCACGUCUUGAACAAGUUAUAAGCUUUGUAUCAUUCUUCAAAAAAUCUAAGACAGUCUCUGUACCAUCUUCUUCUGUUAAUUUAUUACUAGAUACGAACCAUUGAGUAUCGCAAA
Messenger RNA from Thlaspi arvense, 2195 nucleotides. Lineage: Eukaryota; Viridiplantae; Streptophyta; Magnoliopsida; Brassicales; Brassicaceae. The record is from the annotation of a GenBank genome assembly.